This is a messenger RNA of Beauveria bassiana ARSEF 2860, 6462 nucleotides long. Its product is annotated as adenylate cyclase. The record is from RefSeq and is a predicted model, not a curated record. Gene Ontology annotation, molecular function: adenylate cyclase activity; magnesium ion binding; protein binding. The coding region runs from base 1 to 6462 and encodes 2153 amino acids. Lineage: Eukaryota; Fungi; Ascomycota; Sordariomycetes; Hypocreales; Cordycipitaceae. The transcript is spliced from 3 exons. Gene Ontology annotation, biological process: cAMP biosynthetic process; intracellular signal transduction. Gene Ontology annotation, cellular component: plasma membrane.
AUGUCUGAGAAUGAGCAUUCUGCGGCUCAUCACGGCUCCCUCGCAACCAACAGCCCUCACCCUGACAGCACGCGUUCAUCCUCUGUUACCAUAAUUCCCACCACACCGACGCCUAUCCCGCCUAGCCGUGCUUCACGCCACAGCAUUCCCUCACGCCUCAGCAUUGACAGCUCCCAUCUUCCACCAAGAUCUUCAAGAGAUGACUCGCAAAUUUCGCCUACCACGUCCACUCGCGCUGCCAGAGGCGCCAUGUCGCCCUCCUCCACCAACUCUAAUCUCUCCCACAACGAGCGCCAUCUCCGCGAUUUCAACAACCAUCGCCGCGAUCUAGCCGUCCUUGAUCAACCCCGGCCCAACGGUUCAAUCUCCAGCAACGCCGCGGCUGCCACCCAGAUUGCGCCCUGGAUGUCCCACAGCAGUUCCGCCCCCGCCGCCCACGCCAAUUCUCUGCCCAUGAGCUUUUACAAUGAUUCUACCGAUAGCCUCUCCGCCGCUUCCCAGCAAAUGUCCCCAGCUCUACCCCCAUCGGCAUCUCGCACAGGCCAGCUUUCCGUGAGCUACGACUCGCCUGAUGCUAUCUACUAUAACCAUGACACACGGAGACCGUCUGCUGCUAGCAUAGCAACUACGACCAGCAGCCAAGGAUCCAAGGCUAGCAUCCAACGAGGCGGAUUUCGUAAGCUCCAAGGCUUCUUUGGUGAAGAGUUUCCCGGUCGCGAUAGUUCGGAGAGCAGCCUGCCAGGCUCAAUAGGAAAAGACCAACGCUCGCGCUCUUAUAGUCAUACACGCCCUGGCCAGGAGCGCCAUCACUCCAACGCUACCGACAGAGAAGGGUCGCCAGCUUCAUCCCGACCCAGAACUCCCGUGCCUGCACCCGAAGUGGUACCAUUCCUUUAUCAAGACAACACGGACAUUGCACGUUAUGGCGAGGCACCCGUCAGAGAUACCAUGACCGGGCCCGAUCGAGAGCGAUACAUAAACGAAGGCUCAUCACGCGAACCUCCACCCAAGUCCUCCUCCUCCGCUAGAUCUGGUCACUCCAUCUUGCCAGGGCAGCAUCACCAUCACCACCACCAUCGGCAUAAGAAGAGUAUUGAUGACCCCCGCGCACUGAGACCAACGACGAGCCGAGAAGACUCUGCCAAUAGCCUGCAGCAUCCUCGCGAUCGGGCCAUGGCCUCGGCUAUGUACAAGACGAAAUCAAGGGCUCAGAGCCCAACCCCCAGCGCCAACAGUGUACCCCCAUCACGAGUUGGCCAGACGGAUGGCCACGCAUCCCCCGCCCAUGGUAAGCGCGGCAUUCUAAAUCGCCUGAGGCGACAUAAAGACAAGGAUGAGAAUGGCUCGAAGCUGCGCGACUUGCCUCCAUCGACGAAAUCGCUCUCCAACAAGGUUGCCAAAACAGACUUUGGACGAACCGAAACGCCGUCGCCAGUACCACCCGAACGCGGCGCUACCAUACCCGAUGUUGCACCCCAUCGGUCAACAACGUUUAAUAACAAGUUUCCAUUUGCCACCAAAAAGAGCCGAAACUUCAAGCACGAUUACAACGAUGAGGCCAUCGGACCAACUGAGCAGCGGGCCGCCGGCAAUUUCUAUCAUCUUGAUACCAACCUUAACGACAUGGAAGGCAUUUUGACCAAGCCCCCUCCCUUGACGCCGUUAGAUUCAUCCUUUCUGAAAAGCUUGGAAGGGGAUAUAGACACUGGCUCUCCCGACCCCAAGGGUCAGUGGGAUGCGCCCGACAGCUGGGCAGUGCGCCGCAAUACUGAAGACAAGACAGAGGAGGCCCCUGAAGCUGAAGAUGCUGUCUGUCCACGCCGUCCGGAAGAAAAGCUGUCGCCCUACUGUAUCCGCAUAUUUCGAUCAGACGGCACUUUCUUAACGCACGCAAUGCCUCUCGAUUCCACCGUUAGCGACGUCAUCACGCAAGUCAUGAAGAAGACAUAUGUUGUCGACGGCCUCGAAAACUACAACAUAAUAAUGAAGAAGCACGAUCUGAUCCGUGUUUUGGCACCCCAAGACAGGCCACUCCUUAUUCAAAAGCGCCUCUUUCAGCAGGUCGGCUACGAAGAAAAGGACAGAAUUGAGGAUCUCGGUAGAGAGGACAACGGCUACUUGUGCAGAUUCAUGUUCUUGUCGGCGCGCGAAAGUGACUUCCACUCUAGAACCAUGGACCUCGGCAUGUCGCAGCAACAAAAGCUCAAUUAUGUCGACUUGUCUGCCCGUAACCUGAUCACCAUUCCUAUUGCUCUAUACCUCAAAGCGGGAGACAUCAUUUCGCUCAAUCUGUCGCGCAAUCUGUCCCUAGACGUACCGCGAGAUUUUAUUCAGUCAUGCAAGCAGUUGCGAGACAUCAAAUACAACAACAACGAAGCGAGGAGACUGCCACUCAGCCUAUGCAGAGCCGCCAAGCUUACCUAUCUCGACGUGUCCAAUAAUCGCGUUGAGUCACUAGACAACGCCGAGCUGGACACAUUGACGGGUCUAUUGAAAAUGAAUCUCGCUAACAAUCGACUGAAGCAUAUUCCGCCGUACUUCAACGCUUAUCAGGCUCUUCGAACGCUCAACAUUUCUUCCAACCUCCUGGGCACAUUUCCGACCUUUAUCUGCGAACUGCAGAGCCUCGUUGAUCUCGAUCUCAGCUUCAAUUCCAUUGGCGAAUUGCCCGACGAGAUAGGGCAGCUGAAGAACCUUGAGAAGCUGUUGAUUACCAACAACGGACUGGGUAGUGAGCUGCCUGAGACAUUCCGAGAUUUGAUAAGCCUGCGCGAGCUUGACAUCAAGUAUAACCACGUCACCAACAUUGAUAUUAUCUCGGAGCUGCCUAAGCUGGAAAUCUUACACGCCGCCCACAACCAAAUCUCCUCUUUUGUCGGCGGCUUUGAGCGCAUCCGUCUGCUCAAACUCAACUCCAAUCCUCUGAACAAAUUUGAAAUCAUUGCACCAGUCCCGACUCUCAAGAUUUUGAAUCUCUCUCAUGCUCAACUGGCGAGCAUCGAUUCCGCCUUUGCGCACAUGAUGAACCUCGAGCAACUGGUGCUUGACGAGAAUCAUUUUGUGUCUUUGCCGCAACAGCUUGGUACUCUAAGCCGACUGGAGCAUUUCAGCAUCGCCAAUAACUCUGUUGGUGAGCUGCCACCACAGAUUGGCUGUCUUACAGAGCUCAAGGUUCUGGAUGUGCGUGGCAACAAUAUCUCAAAGCUUCCGAUGGAAAUAUGGUGGGCCAACAAGCUUGAAAUCUUAAACGCAUCCUCCAAUGUGCUCGAAAACUUUCCAAAACCGGCUUCCCGUCCACCACGUGUCCCUGGGGAAGAAUCGGCAGGACCACCUCCUUCGCAAAGCGGCAGAACAGGUCCUCUUGUACCCUUGUCCUCCACACCGAGCACAGAAGAGCUUGUAGACGACAGACGUCCCAGCCAAGCGUCCAGCACGCUUUUGAGUGUUGGCCCCUCACCAACUCCAGGCGGUCCAGAUCGGAAGAGCUCUGUCGUGUCUUUGUAUGGCAAGGGCGGGCGUAAAACGUCCGUUGUUUCACGAACAGCCUCGCAGACUACCUCGUCUACUGUUACGCCUCCACCGUCCACCUCUAGAAAAGAUUCUGGACUUUCGUCGAGGAUUACGAAUACAUUUGCGGGUUCACUUCGCAAUCUGUCUCUUGCAGACAACAGACUAGACGACGAUGUUUUUGACCAAAUUACGAUGCUCACUGAGCUUCGCGUUCUCAAUUUAUCCUACAAUGAGGAAAUCGGCGAUAUGCCUCAGCGAUCCAUCAAGAGCUGGCCUCAGCUCGUUGAGUUGUAUCUUUCCGGCAACGGCCUGACGACGUUACCGGCAGAUGACUUGGAGGAAACCAGCUUGCUCCAGGCACUAUAUAUUAACGGAAACAAAUUUACCAACCUACCGGCGGAUAUUUCCAGGGCCAAGAAGCUGGCUGUUCUCGACUGUGGCAACAAUUCGCUCAAAUACAACAUUUCCAAUGUUCCCUACGACUGGAACUGGAACUUGAAUCCAAACCUGCGAUACCUCAACCUGUCAGGCAAUAAGCGACUCGAGAUCAAGCAAAGUGCGUGGGGCCCUGGAGGUCCCGGAGCAGUGAAUCGUGAAGAGUAUACCGAUUUCAGCAGACUGCUCAACCUCCGAGUUUUGGGACUGAUGGACGUAACUCUCACACAGCCCAGCAUUCCUGAUCAAAGCGAAGACAAGCGAGUACGUACUUCUGGUUCGCUGGCCGGCCACCUCCCCUACGGUAUGGCGGAUACCCUCGGCAAAAACGAGCACCUGUCUACUGUCGACUUGGUUGUGCCUCGCUUCAACUCGUCAGACACGGAAAUGCUACUAGGCUUGUUCGAUGGUCAGGCGCUUUCCAGCGGCGGAUCAAAGAUUGCCAAGUACUUGCACGAGAACUUUGGGCACAUUUUUGCUAUGGAGCUCAAAGCUCUCAAGACGCGCAACAACGAGACCCCAGUUGAUGCUCUGCGCCGAGCGUUCCUCUCGCUUAACAAAGAUCUCGUUUCCAUCGCGGUACAGCACGCUGAAGACCGCCCCAAGAAGUCUCACAGGGGUUCCGCACAACCAGUUGUUCUCAGCAAGGAAGACCUCAACUCUGGAGGUGUUGCCACCGUGUUAUAUCUGCAAGGAACGGACCUAUACGUCGCUAAUAUUGGAAACGCGGAAGCCAUGGUCAUCCAGACCAAUGGCAAAUACCAAGUACUGACGCACAAACAUGAUCCUGCUCAGCCGAGCGAGCGCUCUCGUAUACGUGAAGCUGGUGGCUGGGUAUCUCGCAACGGUCGCCUCAACGACCUGCUCGAAGUGUCGCGCGCAUUCGGUUAUGUGGACUUGAUGCCUGCUGUCCAAGCUGCGCCGCACGUGCGCCAGAUGACGAUCCAAGAACAUGACGAGAUAAUUCUCAUUGCCACAAGUGAGCUCUGGGAGUACCUUUCCCCUGGCUUGAUUACCGAUGUUGCCAGAUCUGAACGUCUAGAUCUCAUGCGCGCUGCUCAGAAGCUGCGAGACCUGGCCAUGGCUUAUGGAUCUUCGGGUAAGAUAAUGGUCAUGAUGAUUAGCGUUGCCGAUUUGAAACGCAGAAUGGAGCGAUCUAGACUACAUCGUGGCACCAGCAUGUCACUUUAUCCGUCUGGCGUUCCUGACGAUGCGCAGGUUCUUUCUACGAGAAGAGGACGCAAGACAAAAGGAGACGUUCUCGACUCGUCACUUAAUCGUCUGGAGGCUGAAAUACCUGCGCCGACUGGCAAUGUAUCCAUUGUCUUUACCGAUAUCAAGAAUUCCACCAAUCUCUGGGAAAUGUACUCGAGCGCCAUGCGAUCCGGUAUCAAGCUCCACAACGAAGUUAUGCGACGACAGCUGCGGCGCAUCGGUGGUUAUGAAGUCAAAACGGAAGGUGAUGCCUUCAUGGUGUCUUUUCCAACCGCCACAUCUGCGCUGCUGUGGUGCUUUGCCGUUCAAAAUGAACUCCUAGAGGUCACCUGGCCGUCGGAGAUUCUGAGCUCCAUGUCUGGUCAGCCAGUAUACGAUAAGGAUAACACUCUGAUCUUCAAGGGCUUGUCGGUGCGCAUGGGUAUUCACUUUGGUGAUUGUGUGAGCGAGACUGACCCAGUCACCCGUCGCAUGGACUAUUUCGGCCCCAUGGUCAAUAAGGCGUCACGUAUCUCGGCAGUAGCCGACGGUGGUCAAAUUACUGUGUCAUCCGACUUUAUUUCCGAGAUUCAACGAUGCCUUGAAAACUAUCAAGAUACCGACCGCUUCGGUUCUGCAGGAUCUGAAGAAGGAUAUGAUGACGAAUCAUAUGCCAGCGCUAUUCGCAAAGAUCUUCGCAGCCUGACGUCGCAAGGUUUCGAAGUCAAGGAAAUGGGUGAGAAGAAGCUCAAGGGUCUCGAAAACCCUGAAACCGUCUACUCACUGUAUCCCCACGCACUGGCCGGCCGCACCGAGUUCCACGCGCAGCACGAGCGUCGCGAUGAGCUUGAGAAGCCCGCUGCCGUGGUCCCUGGCGGCGACCUGUCUUUUGACCCGGAAAACAUUUGGGCGCUUUGGAAGAUCAGCCUACGUCUGGAGAUGCUGUGCAGCACGCUGGAAGAGGUGCGCGGCCCGGGCUUGCAACCACCCGAGACGGAGUUGAUGGAGCGUCUGAAGUCACGGGGCGGCGAGAUGACGGAGCGCUUUCUCGUUAAUUUCAUGGCGCACCAGGUCAGCAGGAUCGAGACGUGUGUUUCUACGCUAGCCAUGCGUCAUCUCGCCAGUGGCAACAUUGUGCUGAAGGAGCUCAACGAGCUGCGGGCACCCAUGGCCGCCAUCUUUGAUCAUUUCAGGCAGCAGCAGGACGAGCUUGCGCGAUACAAGGCCCUCUACGGCCCGCUUCCCGACGAGAAGACGAAGCAGAUCGAAGGCGGCAAGGACCAGACAUAUCAGAGCCUCCAAAACACUUUUCUAGAUAUCUGA